AACAUGGCAAGCCCAGGUAAAGAUAACUUCAGAAUGAAAAGCUACAAGAAUAACGCACUUAAUCCCCAAGAAAUGCGCAGACGAAGAGAGGAAGAAGGAAUCCAGCUUCGGAAACAGAAAAGGGAAGAACAGCUGUUUAAACGCCGAAACGUUUCUCUCCCAGGAAAUGAAGAAUCUAUGGUAGAAAGUCCAAUUCAGGAUCCUGAUGUGAGCUCUACUGUACCUAUUCCAGAGGAAGAAGUUAUUACAGUAGAUAUGGUGCAGAUGAUUUUCUCGGAUGAUCCUGAUCAGCAACUCACAGCAACGCAGAAGUUCAGAAAAUUGCUAUCUAAAGAGCCUAAUCCACCGAUAGAUGAAGUCAUACAAAAACCAGGAGUAGUACAGAGAUUUGUGAAAUUUCUAGAGAGGAAUGAGAAUUACACUCUGCAAUUUGAAGCGGCAUGGGCUUUGACAAACAUAGCAUCUGGAACUUUUCUACACACCAAAGUUGUAAUUGAAACUGGAGCUGUUCCAAUUUUUAUUAAGUUGCUUAGUUCAGAACAUGAAGAUGUACAGGAGCAGGCAGUGUGGGCUCUUGGUAACAUUGCUGGUGAUAAUGCAGAAUGCAGAGACUUUGUUUUAAACUGUGGAAUAUUACCACCUCUCUUGGAACUGUUAACAAAUUCAAAUCGUCUUACAACAACUAGAAAUGCGGUCUGGGCUCUCUCAAAUCUCUGUAGAGGAAAGAACCCUCCUCCAGACUUCAGUAAGGUUGCUCCUUGCUUAAAUGUUUUAUCAAGACUGUUGUUUAGCAGUGACCCGGAUGUAUUAGCAGAUGCUUGCUGGGCCCUCUCUUACCUUUCAGAUGGUCCCAAUGAUAAAAUUCAAGCUGUUAUUGAUUCUGGAGUGUGUCGAAGAUUGGUAGAGUUGCUUAUGCAUAAUGACUACAAGGUGGUAUCCCCUGCAUUAAGAGCAGUUGGAAAUAUUGUUACUGGGGAUGAUAUCCAAACACAGGUGAUUCUAAACUGCUCUGCAUUACCCUGUCUCUUGCACUUGCUCAGUAGUCCCAAGGAAUCUAUUAGAAAAGAAGCGUGCUGGACUGUUUCUAAUAUUACUGCAGGAAACAGAGCUCAGAUUCAGGCUGUUAUAGAUGCAAAUAUUUUUCCAAUAUUGAUCGAAAUUCUUCAAAAAGCUGAAUUUCGCACCAGAAAAGAAGCAGCAUGGGCCAUAACUAAUGCAACAUCAGGAGGAACCCCUGAACAGAUUAGGUAUUUGGUAGCACUAGGUUGUACCAAGCCUCUGUGUGACCUCCUGACUGUGAUGGAUUCAAAAAUAGUACAGGUGGCUUUAAAUGGACUUGAAAACAUUCUGCGUCUUGGAGAACAAGAGUCUAAGCAAAAUGGAAUGGGCAUUAAUCCUUAUUGUGCCCUUAUAGAGGAAGCAUAUGGACUUGAUAAAAUUGAGUUUCUUCAGAGGCAUGAAAACCAAGAGAUAUACCAAAAGGCUUUUGAACUCAUAGAACAUUACUUUGGUGUCGAAGAAGAGGACUCCAGUAUUGCACCUCAGGUGGAUGAAAGUCAGCAGCAGUUUGUGUUUCAACAGCAGGAGGCUCCAAUGGAGGGGUUUCAGCUGUAAACUAUUGAAGCGAAGACAAGCAUAAAAUGUAAACACUUGUAGGGUUUUGGUUUUUUUUCCCCCAGAGGUCUUUCCUUUACGGCCAAAGUUAGAGGAAAAGUUGAAUAUGUUUUGCAGAAAUAGAUGAAGCAGCUCAUGCACUUUUAUAUAUUGUGAUAGAUACAACUGUUCUUUGUUUUGUAUUUGUGUUUUUCAUUAUCUCUUGUGUACAGAAAACAACUGUGAGUAAUCAUGUCUAAAGUAAAGCAUUAAAUGUGAUUUAACAAGAACUGUUAAGCUAAGACUUGGUAGGAUUUUUAGGUAGUGGUUCUGAAUUUUUCAUGUAGUCUCAAACUGCAUAUCAGCAAUACAGUUACUGACAGUUGCAUUUUUGGCAGUAGGCUUGACUUGCCCAGUCUCUAUCAAUCUACCUCUUGUAUUGAAGCAAAAACAUUGCUUCGGAACUAAAGGCAUGAAAUAAAGACAAGCUUGUAAGAAGCUGAAUUGGAAUGUGAAAAAUAUUUAUUUAAAUUGUGAAACUUUUAUGCAUUACUUACUUUACAACACACUGUUGGAAUUUAUUUAUAAAAUGUAUUUAAUAGAUAUAUAAUGCUAAUUACCUAAUAUAAUAUUGAAUAUAUGAAAAAGCUUUUUCUGAAUUAUGUGGGAAGAGGACUGUUUCAGAGGUUUUCAAAUUGGAAUCAGCAGAGAGCUUGCUGGUCAUUUGAUGUUGGCUCUGUAAUGAAAGCUGCUAAAUGGCGUUAAAAGUCAGCCACAAAUACAGUACUUUGCAGUGGAAGCAGUUGCUGUAGUUACCAGAAGAAUGCUGCGAUUAUGAAUGACAGAGAUGGUGAUUUGCAGAAGUCGCCAAGCAGAUGGUUUACAGCUGUCUCCUGUCAAAAUGUGGUAACACCACUUCAGUUUGAGAAACAUUGCAAUGUUUGCCUUUCUAGUACAGUAGCUUCUUAAAAGUUUAGACAGUAGAUGUUAUUUUUUUGACCAAAUACGCUGCCGCCACUUGAAUUGUUCUUUAAGUUAACUGACUUUGGUUUUCUUUUGGUAAGACGAUAGAAAUACUGCAGUGAAGAAUGAAUAGUAAAUCGCUCCUUUCCAGUUGAAG
This is a messenger RNA of Aptenodytes forsteri (emperor penguin), 2713 nucleotides long. RefSeq names its product karyopherin subunit alpha 5 (gene KPNA5). Bases 4 to 1614 code for a protein of 536 amino acids. Gene Ontology annotation, cellular component: cytoplasm; nucleus; nucleoplasm. Lineage: Eukaryota; Metazoa; Chordata; Aves; Sphenisciformes; Spheniscidae. Gene Ontology annotation, biological process: NLS-bearing protein import into nucleus. The transcript has 13 exons. Gene Ontology annotation, molecular function: nuclear import signal receptor activity; protein binding. The record is from RefSeq and is a predicted model, not a curated record.